GUGCUGCGCUCGCUGGCAGCAGGAGGUACGUCUUGGAGCCUGCUGCGUCAGUUGCGUGAGGAGCAGAUGGAGGCGGAUGUGGUGCAUUUCUCUUGCAUGAUUUCUUCGGAUUGGUGCCAAGCUCUGUGGCUGCUUGCAGCCGCAGCAGCCACAGACAUUUCGCCAAAUGCGAUAUUCAAAACACGCGUGGUGAAGGUUUGCGCACCUGCCGACUGGCUCUCUGCGCUGCAGCUUCUGGGCGAGUCGGUUCGGCGUGACACCAUACUCAUGAACUGUGCCAUGACAGCUUUUGAGCCGCAUGGCCUUUGGGGGCUAGCGCUGUCGCAUUUGCAAGCGCGUGCUGCCAUGUCCUUGAUGCCUGAUGCAGUGGCCAUCAACACGGCGAUAAGUUCCUGUCCUCGAGGCGUGUGGUCCAUUGCCCUGCAUCUGCUUGGAGGCUCCAUCGGAGAUAUCGUGGCGAUCUCCUCGACUAUCGCUGCUGCGGAAUGGGUUUUGGCAAUGAGGCUUCUCAGCAAGAUGAGGCCAGAUGCGCUGCUGCCCAACGUCGUGUGCUUCAAUGCCACCUUGAAGGCCACGGACGCCUCCGGCUUGGGCGCACCGUGGCAGCGAGCUGCACAGCUCCUGAGCUCGAUGCCGGACGUGGCCGUGCUGCCGGAUGUCAUCAGCUUUACCUCCUUGCUGCGUGCCUGUGAAAGAGAGGGGCGAUGGCGUCUGGCCCUGUCCCUCUUGCUGGCCAUGCGCCAGGUUGCGGUUCUUCCCACCACGGUGACCUGCGGAUGCCUUCUCAAUGCCUGCGAGUUCGCUGGCGCUUGGCAGACUGCCUUCUUGUUGUUGGAGGAGAUGAUUUCGGCGUCGCUGCAGCUGAAUAUCGUUAUCUGCAAUACGCUCAUCAGCACUUGCGAGAAAGCAUGCCAAUGGCAAUCGGCACUGGCCCUCCUCUUCAACGCAGGGCAAUUUCAGGUGCAGCCGGAUGUGAUCGGAAUGAACGCAUCCUUGGGUGCAUGCGGCUGUGCGGGUGCUUGGGCUUCGUCGCUGGAUCUGCUGCGCAGAAUUGAAGGACCAGCUCGCACAAGCGUGAGCUUCGCAGGCUCGGUGGCUGCCUGCGCCGCUGCUCGUCAGUGGGCGUGGGCGGUGCGCCUGCUUCUGGCGACGAUGGAGAAUGCCUUGGCUCCCGAUGUCAACAGCUUUGGCACUGCUGUAGAGGCUUGCAGUGCACUGGGCCGUGAUUUCUGGCCUGUGGCAUUUCUGGAUGAGUUGCAGUUCAUGGCCGCUUUGCAGCUGUCGGCAAGCAGGUGUCCAGAGGCUUUUGGGAGCAGCUCCGGCUUGGAGUUCGGAGCCUCGCUUGGCGACCACACUGUUGAGCGCUUUGGCCAAGGUUCAGCGCUGGGAUGCCGCAGUGCGAGUUUUGCAGGUGAUGCGCGCUUGCACGGCCCCCCGAAGGUCGAGACGAAUGUGUUCCACUUCAGUUCUGCCGUGGCUGCCUGCGAGAAGGGGAAAGCAUGGCAUCUGGCGGUAGAUAUUUUUCAAAGCAUGUCUCAGGUUGGAAUCUUGCCGAAUGAGGUGACUUACAACAGUGCCAUCGGCGCAUGUGAAGGCUGGUCGUGGGCGACAGCAAUACACCUGCUCGAUGGGAUGCACAGGGUACUGAGCUGCAGCAAGACCAGCUGUGAUAUAUGCAUGAGUGCAUGCUCGAGGGUGUGGCACGUGGCAGUCAGGUUUCUGAGGUCAAUGGCAGAAUACGGGGUUCUGCCAAAUGUGAUCAGCCGCAGCUGCGCCGUCCAUGCCGGGAGCCCCUGGCAUGUGGCCUUUCAUCUCCUUGGGCAGACGGCAAGCGAUCCGAUUGCAUUCAGUGCGGCUUUGGCGGCUCGGGGGCCCUGGGUUUGCGCUCUGGAGCUCUUCGAAAAUCUCCGUUUCCUUCGACUUCGCAUCGAUGCGGUGCUCUGCCACCAUGUAGCAACCGCCUGCCGAGAGACCGGCAGCAGGGUUGGCAGUUGGCAGCAUGCGGUGCACAUCUGCCACUCCAUGAGCGACAUCGCCCUCCUGCAAAAUGUGGUCAGCUACAACU
Symbiodinium necroappetens is the source of this 2065-nucleotide messenger RNA. The record is from the annotation of a GenBank genome assembly. Lineage: Eukaryota; Dinophyceae; Suessiales; Symbiodiniaceae.